GCAGCAGUAUGGCGGUGCAGGUGGAGCUGGGUUGUUGUGAGAGUUUUCCGUCUCACCUGAGUCCGCUGGACGUCCUGCUGGUGAACCCGCCCCCGGGCUCGGGCUUCCUCCGGGACCCGGACCCGCCCACGGUGCUGUUCGUCCCGCAGGAGGAGCCUGGGCCCCGGCGGGGGCUCCGGGACCGGGGGCUCCAGCACCGGGGGCUGCUGCUGCGGGUGCACCGGGCCAGCGAGGAGGAGGCGGCGGGGACCGGAGCCGGGACCCCGGGGGUCCGGCUGCUGGCCAGCCGUCUCCUCCUGCAGCAGCUCCGCCUGCCCCCCGGGACCCCCGGCACCGCCAGGGCCCUGGCCCCCGUCCCCCUGGACCGGGUGGUGCUGGGGGCCCGCGGCCCGCGGACCCUCCGCUGGGCCGCGGGCCCGCGGUUCCGGGCCGGGCUGCUGCAGCUCUGCGGCCCGGGACGGUGCGUGCUGGGCCGGCAGGGGGAACCGCUGGGGCUGGGGCUGCCCCCGGAUCUGGUACUGGGGGACGAUCUAGUACAGGUGCAGCAGCAGCUGAUGGAGCUGGUUCUGCUGGACUGCAGCCCCGUCUCCCAGGGCCAGAUCACCCCCAGCACCUCCGUGGUUCUGACGGACCACUGGGACCCGCCGGCCCCCCCAGGGGGUCCGGGGCCCCGCCCGCCCCCCCGGCUCUGCGUGUCGGACUUCGCCCACUACGCCGACGGCCUGGGCGGCGGCGGCGGCUGCUCCCUGCUGGACAGCAGCCGGCUGCUGGGAUCCGGGUUCCCCGCCGCGCUGCAGGCGCUGGAGUGCCGGCUGGAGGUCCGGGUGGCGUCGUCACGGUGCUGGUGCAGCGUGGACGGUGAGGUGGUGGACGUGGACGGCUGCGUGUUCCUCAGCAAGACGCUGCUGCUGCGGCUCGGCCUGUUCAACGGGGAGUGGGUGACGGUGUGGCGGCCGGGCCCGGGGGGAUCGGGGCCCGGACCAGGACCAGGACCAGGACCAGGACCCGGGCCCUCCAGGGCCUGCAGGGAGCGGCUGGUGUCCGUGGUGGUCGUGGAUCCCACCACGAGUCCUGAUCUCCACGACGAUGUGGGUUUGGUGUCGCCGACUCUGUGGUUCAACAUGACGGACGGAGAGACGGUUCCGGGGAACGGCUGCACGCUGAGGAUGAAGAGGUGGAAUCCGUCUCCUCCGGCCUCGGCGGCCCGGCGGUCCGACAGCUCCUGCCGCUCGGCGUCUCCGUCCUGGGCCGGCGAGCUGCAGCUGCAGCCGGUCGUCUCUCCGGGCCAGAGCAGCCUCGGUCGCUAUGACGACCUGCUGACGGAGCACUUCUCCACCCCCAGACUGGUUUCCCAGGGAGACGUCCUGGCGGUUCCAGCCGGGAACCAUCCGGACCUGCUGGAGAACGGAACAGACGGAGUCCACAGGUGUCCGGUGCUGUUCUUCAGAGUGCAGGAGGUGCGUUCUUCAUCAUCAUCUUCAUCAUCAUCAUCAUCAUCGUCUUCAUCAGCAGCUCCUCACCUGGCCGACAGGAUCCACACCUCCCUCUACCUGGGAUCGUCCACCAACAGUUUCGUCCCCUACGGCUCCGUGGAGGAACCGUCUCUGUGGAGCAGCUCGUCCCCACCGGGCCUGAGCAGAACCGUGGAGCUGAUCAGCAGCAGCAUCCUGCCCCACCUGAAACACAGCGCUGCUCUGUCCGGCGCCACCGUCCUCCUGCACGGCCCGGCGGGCAGCGGGAAGACGACGGCGGUGGGGGCGGCGAGCCGGCGGCUGAACCUGCACCUGCUGAAGGUGGACUGCGUGACGCUCUGCGCCGACACGCCGGCGGCCGCCGAGGCCAAGCUGGCCCUGGUGUUCCAGCGGGCCGAGGCCCUGCAGCCCUGCCUGCUGCUGCUCAGGAACCUGCAGGUGCUGCUCCGGGGCCGGGGGCCCAACGACGACGGCCGGGUCACGGCCGCGCUCAGCCGGCUGCUCAGCAGUGCCCCCUCCAGCGUGGCCGUGGUGUCCUCCGUCCUCAGACCUGCAGACCUGUCCCCCGGCGUGGUGGCGUUGUUCGUCCACCAGGUGGAGCUGCAGGCUCCCACGGAGCAGCAGAGACGGGACAUGCUGACGAGUCUGAGCCGAGACGUCCAGCUGGGGACAGACGUGGACCUGGACAGACUCGCCAACGUCACCGCCGGUUUGGUGUUGGGAGAUCUGGUGGUUCUUCUGGCCGAGGCUGGAAGAGCUGCCUGCAGGAGACUGACCCCCGUCUGCGCCGGCCGGUCCCAGCAGGACAUUUGCUGCAGCGGCGUCUCCGUCCAGAACCAGGACUUCAGCUCAGCCCUGGAGACUCUGCAGGACAACCAGUCCCAGUCUGUGGGGGCCCCCAAGAUUCCCAGCGUGCGCUGGGACGACAUCGGGGGUCUGCAGCAGGUGAAGAGGGAGAUCCUGGACACGGUGCAGCUGCCGCUGCAGAGACCGGACCUGCUGGCUCUGGGUCUGAACCGGACCGGACUGCUGCUCUACGGACCGCCCGGGACCGGCAAGACCCUGCUGGCCAAAGCCGUGGCCACCGAGUGCAGCAUGACCUUCCUCAGCGUCAAAGGUCCCGAGCUCAUCAACAUGUACGUGGGUCAGAGUGAAGAAAACAUCAGAGAAGUUUUCCGCAGAGCGCGCUCAGCAUCUCCCUGCGUCGUCUUCUUCGAUGAGCUGGACUCUCUGGCCCCCAGUAGGGGGCGCAGCGGGGACUCCGGGGGGGUGAUGGACAGAGUGGUGUCUCAGCUGCUGGCAGAGCUCGACACACUGCAGUCGUCCGCCGGGGUUUUCGUGGUCGGAGCCACGAACCGGCCGGACCUGCUGGACCCGUCGCUGCUCCGGCCCGGCAGGUUUGAUAAGCUGGUUUACGUCGGGAUCAACGAGGACCGAGAAUCUCAGCUGCAGGUUCUGCAGGCCGUUCUGAGGAAGUUCCAGCUGGACGCGGCGGUGAACCCGCAGCAGGUGGUGGACCGCUGCCCCCCCCACAUGACCGGAGCCGACCUGUACGCCCUCGUCUCCGACGCCAUGACGGCCGCCAUCAAGCGGAAGGUCGGCCUCAUCAACGACGGUCUGGAUUCGGAGGAAACCCCCCUCCUCCUCGCCGCCGAGGACUUCACCGCGGCGCUGGAUCAUUUCAAGCCGUCCGUGUCGGACCAGGAGCUGCUGCGGUACCAGAACAUUCAGCAGAAACUCGCCGCCAAGUAGACGAGGACUCACCGGAGUCACUGGAGUCACCGGAGUCACCGGAGUCACCGGAGUCACCGGAGUCACCGGAGUCACCGGAGUCACCGGAGUC
Cololabis saira (Pacific saury) is the source of this 3315-nucleotide messenger RNA. RefSeq names its product peroxisomal biogenesis factor 6 (gene pex6). The coding region runs from base 9 to 3224 and encodes 1071 amino acids. The transcript has 18 exons. The record is from RefSeq and is a predicted model, not a curated record. Lineage: Eukaryota; Metazoa; Chordata; Actinopteri; Beloniformes; Belonidae. Gene Ontology annotation, molecular function: ATP hydrolysis activity; ATP binding. Gene Ontology annotation, cellular component: peroxisomal membrane; cytosol. Gene Ontology annotation, biological process: protein import into peroxisome matrix.